GAACUUGCAGCUUCGGAUUUUCUUUUCAUUUUUGGUAAAACCAGCAACUGGAUGUGCCAAAAGAUCCUGCCCAUGGAUCCCAUGGACAGCCUGUCCCAACUCAGAAGCUGACCAAUGUCUGACCUUGGACAAUAUUUGGCUGAGGCCCCUACAGCCUGUGGGUCAACCGAUCAAGUAGAAAAAGGUAAAGUCAGCCCUUUUCUGCACGAUUGCCCUGAAAGGUGAGUCUUUACGAACAGCUUGGCUCGACACCACAUUUAGCCAUCGAUGCAUUUGGGACGGGUUUGCACAGAAGCAGCUUCUGCAUCAAGCCAACUCUGCAAAUCCGUAGCAUGCACCCCGCCGCGCUUGGCUUCCUCGGCAAUGAUCGGUGGAUCCCAAAUUAAUCCCAGCCGCACUUCUGGAAUUUUACUCCCGGAGGAACAGAAGGAGCUGCUUUAUUCUUCUGCAUCCCGGUCUUUCUCCCGGCCACGAGACCAAGGCCUGUUCUUGCCUCCGUUCGCUCCACCCCGCCUUGGGAUAAUCGGAUUGGAGGAGCGGGAGGAACGGGGGGAAAGACGGGCGGAAAACCGCGGAGCGCCCAAGCAUCUUAAGGCUGGGGGCCGUGCGAUCGCUUGCGGGAUGCGCAAGAGCAGGAGGCGGGGUUGGGGAGCCGAGGAAGCCGCUUCUCUGGAACGUCGGCUGAUCCAGGCGGACCCGCCGGCUCGAAUGGCGGCGGCAGCGGCGACGGCGACGACCUCUCCGCCGCCCGGGACGGCCCUGCCUCCUUUCCAAUUCCGCCCUCGGCACGAAGGCCCGAAUUGGCGUCGCCUGAGCGCUGUGGAAGUGGACCGCGUGGCGGCCGAAGUGAACGUGGCGGUGCUGCAGGAGCACCUGGAGCACGUCACCUUCUGCAACGCCGGCCGCGAGCGUUGCCCUCACUGCCAGGGCCCCGCCGACCCUCUGCUGCUCAAACUCCUGCGCCUGGCCCAGCUCUGCCUCGAGUACCUGCUCCACUCCCAGGAUUACCUCAGCGCCCAACUCCGCGCCGGGCAAGAAUUGCUUCGGGCCGCCGAUGCUCACCGCGACCUGCUGGCCAAGGAUGUGGCCCGCGGGGCCCAGCAGAUCCGGCUGCUCAAGGAGGAGUGCAAGCGCCGCAAGAAGAUGAUCGCCACCCAGCAGAUGAUGCUCCAAGCGGGAGCCACCUAUCAUCAGUGUCAGUUUUGUGACAAAGCCUUUAUGAACUCCUCCUUCCUGCAUAGUCAUUUGCAGCGUCGCCAUUCAGAAGAACCAGUCACUGAUCAGAAGAAAAAAUCACAGACUUAUAAACUGCAGGAGGAGAUCAACCAACUGAAGGAGCAGUUGCAACUUACCAGGUCUCAAUUAGAAGCUGAACAACAUGCCCAUAUAGUCAAACUGUCUAAGGAAUAUGAAGAUCGCCGAUCCAAAGAGGAGGAGAUUCGGCACUUAUUUCACAAAUGGAAAGAGGAAGAAAAGGAAAAAUUGGCCCGUGAACUUGAGAAGGUGAAAGAGAUGUUUAUGAAGGAAUUUAAAGAAUUAACUGCAAAAAAUUCAGAAUUAGAAAAUCAUUUGCUAGAGGUACAAAAGUCCAACCAACAUCUGAAAUCCAAUUUAGGCACUUUAAAAGAUACCGUUGAAUUAACAGAUGAGAAACAUCGGAUUGCUACGGAUCAUCAGAACGUAAUGCAGCUUCUUGAAAAACAGGAAGCUAAGUGGUCUUCUAAGGUACAAGCUCUUCAAGAAGAACAUGAAAAUGAAAAGUACCAGCUCACAACUCAAAUUGAGAAGCUUAAAGCAUCAGUGGCUGAGGAACUGAAUAUGAGCAACAUUUUCUAUGAGAAGAGGCUAGAAGAAGUAGGACAGAAGCUGCAAGAACAAAAUGAUCUUAUUAUUAUCCAGAAACAUCAGAUAGAAAAACUGGCUUCAAAAAAACCAGUAGAAAACUCGAAGUUAUCUGAAGUGAAAACUUCAGCACAAAAUGUUCAACCCAAAUCAAGCCCGUCAUCCAUGCAUGAUUUUGGAAUUGAAGCAGAAAAUCAAUCUGUUCUCCCAGCUGUAAGGCUAUUAUCAAAAGAACGUCCAGAAUCUGCUGUCCAAGAACAGGCCCCUUUGGUACCCAUGCUGGAGCCCAUAGAGGAGCUUCCAGAGAAUGAAAAAGAAAUAGAAAAGCAAGUACCCCAAACAGGAAAGAAUAAAUCUCACAUAAAUAUCUUGAAGAGCGAUCCUUCUUUAACAAAAGAGCUGAGAACUGUUUUGGAGCAGACCCUAGCAGAAAAGUUGGAAUCCUUGGGAAUUAAAUCAGGAGUGCGUGGCAUCCCAAGUGAUCAUCUGAACAGAGUCUUAAUAUCUGUUGAGACUGCUAGAGAAGAGAGAAAAAAACAACUGCCUGACAUUCAACACAUUCGGGAGCAACUUGAACGACAAGUCAGUUUCAGAGUUGCUGAAAGAUCAUCUUGCAGCAGAUUUCUUUCCAACCCUCUUCUUUCUUCAGAAGCUAAAUACAGGACAACUCGUUUAGGAACUUCAUUACCCACCGUUUUUCCCAAGCCAGUAAAACGUUCUUCCAUUACCAAACAUUCACUCGUGCAAAGAACAUUGCCUGCUGAAAACACUUCAACCCCAAAAACCAAGAAGAAUAUGUUGAAGGAUGAGAUUUCUAGAAAGCCACCUAGUACUGUAACUCCUCCAUUUAGCUCAGAAGAGGAAGUGGAGGAUAAUGACAUCAGGCACUCCUACAUCUCACCCGAAUUAUCUCUGCAUAAGGCAUCCAAGAGCCACAACAAAGACAAUUUGACAAGAUUUGCAUAUCGGAGUGAUGUAAACAUCCCUGAAGACGAAGUAGAUCUUAAGCCAUCCAGAAGCAGAAGCUCUUUACUUCAAAAUGAGAUGGAUGAAAUGGAAAAGUUUCUUUUGAGCCAAAGAAAAGAAAGCAAAGAAAUUGGAGGAAUGAAUGGUGGUUCAUCAUCUAUUCAUACAUGUGCCCAAGGAGUAAAGUUUACAGGUAUUGGAGAGGAGGAUGACUGGGAUUUAUCAUCUCUGGAAGAUGAAAAACCUUUGAAAGAUGAGAAAAAUAAGAAUGUACGUGCUGUUGAAAAGAAUGAUCCAUGUGCUGUGUCAAUGACCCAUGAAUGGGGAAAACCAGUAAAGGAUGAAGGACGUCCAGAUGCAGAUAUGUCAAGCUCACCGAAAAGCAGCUUGGUCACUGUUACAGAUUGGAGUGACUCUUCAGAUAUUUGAUUGUGCAAGGAGGUUUAAUCUGAUUUCUGUCCUUUUUUCUUAUGGUGCACUAACAAGGAACUUUUCUUUACAAAA
Messenger RNA from Pantherophis guttatus, 3312 nucleotides. It is a transcript of the gene DZIP1, whose product is annotated as DAZ interacting zinc finger protein 1. Gene Ontology annotation, biological process: cilium assembly. Lineage: Eukaryota; Metazoa; Chordata; Lepidosauria; Squamata; Colubridae. Gene Ontology annotation, cellular component: ciliary basal body; cytoplasm. The record is from RefSeq and is a predicted model, not a curated record.